AUGGCCGGAGGUUUCUACUCUGAGUUGAGCACCAAAACGGCUUUCAAUGGAGGGGAAAGGAAGGGGGAGGGGUACGUGCACGCGGCGGAGGUGAUUCGGGGCGAGGAGAUGAAUGGGGAGGCCGUAAAUGAAAUCGGCAGCGACGACGUUGAAGCAGGGAGGCGGGCGGACGGAGGAAGAAGAAGGAGAGCCAUCGGCUUCGAGGCUCGGCGCGCGGCUUUGGCUCGUGGCUUGGCGGGUCCACACGGCAGUGAGAGCGGGGCGCUGGCUCAGAACUCCAGCAGGCCGGCUCGGCCUGUGGGCCGGCACGGGGAAAGGGAGGUCGGCAGCCCACGUGGGAGGGAAGGAAAAGGGGAGGAGGGGGGGUUUGGGCCGAGGGAGAAGGAGGAUUUCGGCUCGAGAGCAUUUUCUUAA
Messenger RNA from Phragmites australis (common reed), 414 nucleotides. RefSeq lists its product as uncharacterized. NCBI's taxonomy places the organism in Eukaryota, Viridiplantae, Streptophyta, Magnoliopsida, Poales, Poaceae. The record is from RefSeq and is a predicted model, not a curated record. The coding region runs from base 1 to 414 and encodes 137 amino acids. The transcript has a single exon.